CCAUAGGAGUCAGAUUUGACACACUAUUUAGGAGGGCAGUCUGCGGUUUGGGAUGGAGCCAUAAUAACAGAAACUGCACGUUCAUUCGUGUCACUAAAACCAGUUCCGUGCGAAAACAGUGGUAUUCGCCUCCAGUACCAAACAAUGACUAAUAUUUAACCACAAAUCGUUCAGAGAUGAAAACGGGUUCGCGUGAUGAAGGUGAUGAAGAGCAAACAGACGCGUUUUGGAGAGGAUUGUUUCUGUAGCGGUCCGCGUUUGGUCUCUUAUCACGUCGGAAGAGGAGGGUUUUCCCCCUGAUUCUGGUUAUAAAGCCACACGAUUCUCAAAUCGUUACUUCGGAGGUCGCAGGCUUUUCGUCCUCACCAUCAUCAUCAUCAUCAUCACGUCUGUGAUCAUGUGGAACUCGUCUGCGUGACCCCUGCAACACCAGCAUAGUGGAGACAGGUCCUCUUUAAACGGACUAGAAAUUGUCUACUUUACAGCUUUUGUGAAUGCACACAUGGGGACUGAGGAUUUCCAUGUCAUUUUUUGCCUAACCGGAUGAAAGCACAGGAAAAAACUCAUCCAAGAGCAAGAUGCCUAUCAUUAGUACGAAAUGAUUCGUUUCAGGCUGCUGUUGUCCUUAAUGGGUUUUAUGAUGAGAAGAUGGAAGGUGUUGGUGGUGCUGAACGCGUUUGCAGUUGCAGGCUUCUUCACUUUUUGGGGCAAGUGUGACGUAAGGCUGAACAAAAUUGUUAACGGUCACAAUCGCCUCAAUGGAUCUUCUUCAGACUCAAGCAUCAGUCAUGAGAUCCUAUUGAAGAGGCUUGGCUCAUUAGAAGAUGUAGUCUACAGACAGCUAAAUGGUUUGUCCAAAUCUCUUGGGCUUAUCGAGGGCUUCAAAGGCCAAGGCAAAGGUGGCUUUCCUGCCACACUGACUCCUGAGGAGGAAAAGCAAGCCAAAUACCUGCAGGAGAAGUACGGCUACAAUGCUUUCCUGAGUGACCGGAUUUCCCUGGACAGGUCCAUCCCAGACUAUCGGCCCAGCAAGUGCAAAAACAUGUUUUAUCCCAGAGACCUGCCUCAGAUCUCCCUUAUCUUCAUCUUUGUGAACGAGGCGCUGUCAGUGAUCCUGCGAUCUGUGCACUCAGCUGUCAAUUACACUCCACCUCAUCUACUGAAGGAGAUCAUACUAGUAGACGACAACAGUGAUGAUGAGCAACUGAAAGGUCCACUUGAAGAAUAUGUCAACAAACGGUACCCAGGACUUGUCAAAAUUGUGCGGAAUCAGAAGCGAGAGGGCCUCAUCCGUGCUCGCAUAGAGGGCUGGAAAAUAGCCACAGGGGAGGUGACGGGCUUUUUCGAUGCCCAUGUGGAAUUUACUCCAGUUUGGGCUGAACCUGUUCUAUCCAGAAUUAAGCAAGACCCCAAGAGGAUUAUCCUACCUUCGAUAGAUAACAUCAAACACAAAUCAUUUACCCUGGAGCGCUACGAGAACUCAGGCCAUGGCUUCAACUGGGAGCUGUGGUGCAUGUACAUCAGUCCCCCGAAACAAUGGUGGGAUGAGGGAGACACUUCUGCACCCAUCAGGACGCCUGCAAUGAUAGGCUGUUCAUUUGUGGUAAACCGACACUACUUUGGAGAGUUGGGUCUGCUCGACUCAGGCAUGGACGUCUAUGGUGGAGAAAAUAUAGAGCUUGGAAUAAGGGUUUGGCUAUGUGGGGGCAGUAUGGAGGUCUUGCCAUGCUCUCGGGUGGCACAUGUUGCCAGGACGAAAAAGCCAUACCACAGCAACAUAGCUUUUCACACAAGGCGUAAUGCACUGCGUGUGGCUGAAGUAUGGCUGGAUGAGUUCAAGUCUAAUGUGUACAUGGCCUGGAACAUUCCAAUGGAGAACCAUGCCAUCGAUUAUGGGGACAUAUCAGAGCGUGUGGCGCUGAGGAAACAUUUGCAGUGUAAAAACUUCGAGUGGUACCUUGAUAAUAUCUACCCAGAGAUGAGGCGAUACAACAGCACACUGUUUUACGGAGAAAUUCGUAACUCCAACGUGUCCCAUCUGUGUGUGGAUCAGGGCGUGAAGGAGAACCACACAGCAACCCUUCACCCUUGCCAUGGUUGGAACCCACAGCUUGGCCGAUAUACCAAGGAGGGAUACCUGUUUGUGGGACCUUUAGGAAGCACUGGAGAUGACACCUGCUGUGUGAUUGAUGACAUGAUCAGCAGCUUCCCUCAGCUUGUCGACUGUGACAAAGUCUCCAACGUAGGACAAAAGACAUGGAACUUUGUACAGAACGACUCGAUCGUGAACCGGGCUACAGGUCGCUGCCUAGAGGUGGUAAAGGCCAACGUGUCCUUCGGCUAUGCGCUGGUUCUACAGGCCUGCACUGGUCAGAGGUGGAACAUCAAAAACACGGUGAGGGAGCAACAGGGCGUCUGAAGGAGUCGGACGCAUCAGAUAAGAAGCCAGAAGUCUUAAAAACACUGCAAGGGACUGCUUUCAGCUUUGUGGUCUGACUUCAUUGAUUUAAAUUUUAUAGGGAGUGAACUGCUCUCAGUAGAGUAUGAAGUACAUGUGAGGAAAUGCUCCACACUCAGUCGUCCGAGUACAGUCCUCUACAGAACAAGAGGUUCUGAUAGAUAUAUAUAUUCCUCAAAAAGAGUAUCCAUCGACUAAAAACUUUAAUUAAAAAAGGGCCAAAAAAACUUCAUACUGAUUUAAGAGGUUUUAUUACAGCAUUCCAUAUCAAGUAAAGCCUUUUAUUCAUCUAUAUUUAGCUGUUUUUGGUUUAUAACUGGUCUCUUUCUUCUGUUUGAUUUGCCUGUAUAUUUUGCCUAUUAUAGAUCUCAUGGACUUUAGUAUUUCUGUUGUUUUGUCUUUCACUACUCCAAGGAAAAUGCUCCUUUCCAAGCUUUCUUACUGACAGAUGUAAAGUUAAUUUGCUCAGCUUUUACUGUUUGUUGUAAUAUUUAUUGUUUUUAUUUAAUAUUACAGCCAAGAAAUUAAGACAUUCCUCUUUUUUUUGUUUAUGUACCAGAAUUUGUUAGUGAGUGGCUUAAAAACUCGGUAGCAUGACCUCUUAAUAUGCAAAUGGUAAAUAAUAAUUCUACUGUAGAGUUAAAUCUGUGUAGGUAUAUUAAGAUAUAGUAGGUAAGAGUUUUUGAAUUUUAGAGUGGGUGUAAUAAGACGUGUAAAUGAAUGCUGCUGGAUCUCAUGGUCAAAUGGUUUGGUGAUGAAAAUUCUCCAAUGCUGUCUUCCAUUAAAAU
This is a messenger RNA of Tachysurus fulvidraco (yellow catfish), 3246 nucleotides long. RefSeq names its product polypeptide N-acetylgalactosaminyltransferase 17 (gene galnt17). Bases 599 to 2419 code for a protein of 606 amino acids. Gene Ontology annotation, cellular component: Golgi apparatus. The record is from RefSeq and is a predicted model, not a curated record. Lineage: Eukaryota; Metazoa; Chordata; Actinopteri; Siluriformes; Bagridae. The transcript is spliced from 12 exons.